AUGUCGAGCUCGUCUUCAUCCACGCUCCCAAACGCAACCAUCUUCUGUAUCAUAGCGCUGCUCGGGCAGCUCGUGCUGGUCGCCUCCACGGAUCCCUUGCCACUGGCGCAGCAACUGCGCAUCUGGAAGUGCAGGCAGCGCUGCUACCAUCAGACGGACGUGUCGCCCUCGCUGUGCCACGCCCGGCCGGAUUGCUAUAUGUGCCACGACUACUGCCGCGUCCUGGUCGUCGCCGAGUGGAGCCUGGCCAGAUCCAUGUGCGCGGAUCGCAUCUUCUGCAGUCGCGGCUGCCGCACCGCCUGCCAGUUCCAUCGACUGCACACGGCCACGGCGGCGCCCUUUGCCAAUGCACUCCACAAGGCUGAAAUGCGCCGCGACGAGGUUGAGGAUGAGGAUGAGGCUAAGGCUCAGGCCGAGGAGCUGCACAGCGCCUGGGGCGAUGCAGGCAGAGGCAGCGGCUGA
Drosophila navojoa is the source of this 462-nucleotide messenger RNA. RefSeq lists its product as uncharacterized. The record is from RefSeq and is a predicted model, not a curated record. NCBI's taxonomy places the organism in Eukaryota, Metazoa, Arthropoda, Insecta, Diptera, Drosophilidae.